Messenger RNA from Clonostachys solani, 399 nucleotides. The record is from the annotation of a GenBank genome assembly. NCBI's taxonomy places the organism in Eukaryota, Fungi, Ascomycota, Sordariomycetes, Hypocreales, Bionectriaceae.
AUGGGAACCAGCAGAAGCCCAUGUUGUCCCCAGAACCUUUCUUCCCCUAACCUCCUGCGUCGACAAGGGCCUCAUGAGUCGAUCUACAUCUCGUCUGAUGGUGAGGAUACAUUUGACGCGGAUGAAGGAGCGAGUUCCAACGGCUACCAGGAUAUAGACGACUCAAGAUCAGACGAUACGCUUACGACGGUGGAUGCAAUCAUCGCAUCUAUUAAGAAGAGCUCCCCUGUUUUUUCUCCCAUUUGCGGCGACCAGAAGUUGUCCUCCGGUGUGCUCGUUAAGUGGCUCGUUUCUCGUGCGCACACAUAUCUCGUAGCUAUCUCGGUCGGUUUUGCUCAAGUGGAUCUGGUUUCGAAACUGGCCGAUACGCUGGGCCUGGUCGGGGCUCAGAAUGAUUAA